This is a messenger RNA of Odontomachus brunneus, 758 nucleotides long. RefSeq names its product 60S ribosomal protein L18-like. The record is from RefSeq and is a predicted model, not a curated record. The transcript has 5 exons. Gene Ontology annotation, molecular function: structural constituent of ribosome; RNA binding. The coding region runs from base 140 to 706 and encodes 188 amino acids. NCBI's taxonomy places the organism in Eukaryota, Metazoa, Arthropoda, Insecta, Hymenoptera, Formicidae. Gene Ontology annotation, biological process: translation. Gene Ontology annotation, cellular component: cytosolic large ribosomal subunit; ribosome.
AUUGGCUGUCGCGCGGACUUCCGCCGCGCGGCAAGCAUUACCGCGUUCUGUGUGCAGGAGCCAUUAGUUGGUAUUGCUAUCUACUAAUUCCGUUUCUUCUCGAUUUUGCAGUGCUUGAUCCUUUUUCCGGUCUGGCAAAAUGGGUAUCGAUAUUAACCAUAAACAUGACAGGAAGGUUCGGCGAACGGAGCCCAAGUCUCAGGACGUAUAUUUACGCCUUUUGGUUAAAUUGUAUAGAUUCUUGGCCAGAAGGACGAAUUCUAAGUUCAACAAAAUCAUCUUGAAACGUCUCUUCAUGAGCAAGAUCAAUAAGCCACCAAUCUCUCUUGCACGUAUCGCAAGAUUCAUGAAUAAACCACAUCGUGAGAAUUGUAUUGCAGUAGUUGUCGGCACUAUCACAGAUGACGCCAGGAUCUUUGAGAUUCCAAAACUAACGGUGUGUGCAUUGCGUGUGACCGAGAAAGCCAGGGGUCACAUCCUGAAGGCUGGUGGUGAACUGAUAACAUUCGACCAGCUCGCGUUACGCGCUCCAACCGGCAAGCGCACAGUAUUGCUGCAGGGACCACGUAAAGCACGCGAGGCGCAGAAACACUUCGGACCAGCGCCUGGUGUGCCGCAUUCGCACACGAAGCCAUUGGUUCAGUCGAAGGGUCGUAAAUUCGAGCGGGCGAGAGGCCGCAGGCGUAGCUGUGGUUACAAGAAAUAAGUUUUUUUCACAUAAUCGAGUGGCUGGGAAAUAAAUGUUGGCUUAAUAACAA